GCGAGCGGGUCGGGAGUGUGGGAGUGUGGGGCUGUAGGGAGUGAGCUAGUCUGGAUCUUUUCGGGACUGGCGGAUCCUCAGACAAGUCAUGAGUGUUCAGAGGAGCUCCCCAGCGCUGCCAUGGUCCCAGUGACUCAUGUCUAUCCAGAGAGUAGUUCUCGUAUUCAGCCAGGUGGCAGAUAUAGCUCACACCACACAUCCCUUAGGAAAACCUUCAUCUUGUUCAUCCUCUUCCUACUGCUGAAUGACAUCUCAGUAAUCCUCGCAAAGUCCGUCAACCGGCCAGAAAUCAAGGGGGAUCAUCAAUCACAAAAUUCGAAUGUUCCAAAGAAUCUUGCACUAUCCAAUCAUCCUCUUUUGUCCCGCCAUUUUAACUCCAUAGCUGGAAAGGGAGAGGUAGAAGUCAAUGAACGAGUUCAUAAGAAUGUAUUCCCUAGGUACCAUAGAUCACUGUUAACCUUUACCGAUGAUUCUCUCGUGAAUCACACCAAAACUAUUUCCGAAAGGAAAACCUCCUCUUAUGAUAAUUUUGACACUCAUUUUAUUUAUGAUGAUAUUGUUUUCGGAAACCCAAAGGCCAUGUCUUCCUCUCUUGAAGGUUCCCAUGACUUAUCUAUGGAGGAUUUUUCACCUAAAAAUCUUACCCUGUAUGAAAACUUCACCCAGUCCAACUUCAGCGUCAACUCCUCCUUGGAAGGCAACGCCACCUUCUAUGAAGAUGAUUCCAGUGCUAUCGUCAUGGGCAUCAUGUCUGUUGUCCUCGGUAUCCUUAUUCUCGUCACUGUUAUCGGUAAUGUGUUCGUGAUUGCCGCCAUCUUGUUGGAGAGAAACCUCCAGAAUGUUGCCAACUACCUCAUUGUCUCCCUUGCUGUUGCCGACCUCAUGGUAGCCUGCCUAGUCAUGCCUCUGGGAGCCGUAUACGAGAUCAGUCAAGGAUGGAUCCUGGGCCCCGAGCUGUGCGAUAUGUGGACCUCUAGUGAUGUCCUAUGCUGCACGGCGUCCAUCCUGCACUUGGUCGCUAUCGCGGUUGACCGAUAUUGGGCUGUCACAAACAUCGACUACAUCCACACACGAAAUGGUGGCCGUAUCAUAGCAAUGAUCGUGGUCGUCUGGUCGGUGGCGCUGAUCGUUUCCCUGGCGCCUCAGUUUGGCUGGAAGGAUCCCGACUACUUGGAUCGCAUUAACAUCCAACAGCGAUGCCUCAUCAGUCAAGACAUCGGCUACCAGAUCUUCGCGACAUUCUCCACCUUUUACGUGCCGCUGCUGGUGAUACUCGUGCUAUACUGGAAGAUAUACCAGACAGCUCGGAAGAGGAUCAGGAGACGUAGGGCGCAGAGAACCGCUGUCCUGGAGUCCUGCAAGAAGCCCGGAGGCAUACCAGACAAGAAGGCCAGCAAAGGGUUGAAUUUCCUGUCAAAAAAGAGGUUCCUAAGAAUGAAGACCGGUGAGAGCAAGGGCACUUCGGAGGGGUUGGCAGCAUCAUUAGUUCUAAUAGAAGGGCAGUCCACCUGUUCCACUGUGGAUGCUGUAGAGGACGACACUGUUUCUAGGAGACCCAGCAAUGUCGAAGCUCCAGAGGCCACCACAGCUUUCACGAUUUCUGCCAACCACGCCGCAGUCACCCCUACAAACCUUUCCCCAGAGAAAUCCUCAGAGGCAACUGCCACCACCAACAACGGGUCAGCUCCUCAACCCUCUGAACCGUCCAAAUCUACCCUCCUCAACAUGAAAGACUCUUCCGCCUCUCUAGUGCCCACUCCUACUCAGAAAGCCAAUCACCCGCCCAAGAGAGACAAAACGAGAGAUCUUGAAGCGAAGAGGGAAAAGAAGGCCGCGAAGACCUUAGCCAUAAUCACUGGCGCGUUUGUGGUGUGCUGGUUACCCUUUUUCAUAAUGGCUUUAUUAAUGCCUCUUUGUGAGUCCUGCUACAUCAAUCCAUAUCUGGCCAGUUUCUUCUUGUGGCUUGGGUAUUUUAACUCAACACUGAACCCUGUCAUCUACACCAUAUUCAGUCCAGAGUUUCGAAUGGCUUUCAAGAGAAUCCUUUGUGGCGUCAGUAACACAAGGAAUCGAGGCAGGAAACUGAGAUAAUCUUUUCGAUAGUAGUUGAAAGCCAAUUCUAUUAAUUUGAAUUUUUUUGGAUUCGACAAAGAGUAUUAUUGAAAUUUAUUACCAGUUUUGAUCUAAAAUUAUUUAAAUUAAAGUACGCAAACUUGAAAAUUUAUUUUACUGUAGUAAAAGUAAACAUCAGUGUGCUGUAAGACUCAAUGUUUAACUGAAGCAAUAACAAAAUAACGAAAUACAUGAUUGGACGCUUUAUGAAACGGAAAGUUUUUUUAUGAAACUCUGUAAGCUAUUGAGUACUUACCCUUAUGAAAAUAUACUACACAAAUACUACUAGGCUAUUAUACCUAUAAAAAUUUACCUUUCCGAAUUCACAAUUUACUCUGUCCCUAACCUUCAUCACCUGCAUUAGUCGAUUUACCGAUUUCUCACAAUUAAAAGUAAUAAUACGAUGACUCUUAACUUAUAGUACAUACUUACUUACUAAUAUGAAAUACUUAUAGUUAACUAUGCAAAAAUCUGAAAUAUUGUGAAUAUGGAUGUUGUAAGAAAUUAAACUUUUGUCACAUAUUUUUCACCGUAAACCUGUAAAUACGAUGUAUAUUACUAUUGUAUAUUGUAAAGUUUAUUAAGACGUUGCAUCUUUUAAAGUUUUAACUUGUUAGAAAUGGACAACUGAUUUUAAGCUAAGUUUAAUUUGAAGUUCGGAAUGCUUAUGGGUACAUAUAAUAUAAAUUGCGUGUAUGAUUUAGUGUUUUCAGCAAUUAUGUGUAUAUUGUGUGUGUACUAAUAAUGUAUCGGUGACGCAGAAAUAGUAAGCCCAUGCCCACGGACUCAUACGAUGCACACCGUCAUGUAAUAUAUUAUUAUAUCGUAUUAAGUAAUAUGUAUUGAAAAUGUAAAAAUAAAAUGUUAUUAAUUGGU
Molecule: messenger RNA, 2988 nt
Organism: Homalodisca vitripennis (glassy-winged sharpshooter)
Lineage: Eukaryota; Metazoa; Arthropoda; Insecta; Hemiptera; Cicadellidae
Gene: 5-HT1B
Product: 5-hydroxytryptamine receptor
Exons: 5
Coding region: 121-2091 (656 amino acids)
Biological process (GO): adenylate cyclase-activating adrenergic receptor signaling pathway
Cellular component (GO): membrane
Molecular function (GO): G protein-coupled receptor activity
Source: RefSeq, a predicted model, not a curated record